This is a messenger RNA of Empidonax traillii (willow flycatcher), 1168 nucleotides long. It is a transcript of the gene ADORA1, whose product is annotated as adenosine A1 receptor. Gene Ontology annotation, molecular function: G protein-coupled adenosine receptor activity. NCBI's taxonomy places the organism in Eukaryota, Metazoa, Chordata, Aves, Passeriformes, Tyrannidae. The coding region runs from base 158 to 1135 and encodes 325 amino acids. Gene Ontology annotation, biological process: G protein-coupled adenosine receptor signaling pathway. The record is from RefSeq and is a predicted model, not a curated record. Gene Ontology annotation, cellular component: dendrite; membrane; synapse. The transcript is spliced from 3 exons.
AGCAUCGUCCCGGCCGCCCCCCAGUAUGAGCCCCGCCCCGCCCCGCGGGGGGACAGCUCUGCCUAUUUUGGGGUGAGGACACCCCGAAACAAGCCCCGGCCUUGCAGGACAAGGUGACCGAAGGACCCCAGCGGGAGCGGGGGGGCACCGGAGCAUCAUGGCACACCCCAUCUCAGCCUUCCAGGCUGCCUACAUCUCCAUCGAAGUGCUCAUCGCCUUGGUGUCCGUGCCGGGCAAUAUCCUGGUCAUCUGGGCUGUGAAGAUGAACCAGGCACUGCGAGAUGCCACUUUCUGCUUCAUCGUGUCGCUGGCGGUGGCCGACGUGGCCGUGGGGGCUCUGGUGAUCCCGCUGGCCAUCAUCAUCAACAUCGGCCCGCAGACGGAGUUUUACAGCUGCCUCAUGGUGGCGUGUCCCGUCCUCAUCCUCACCGAGAGCUCCAUCCUGGCGCUCCUGGCCAUCGCCGUGGAUCGCUACCUGCGGGUGAAGAUCCCUGUCAGGUACAAGAGCGUGGUGACGCCCCGGCGGGCGGCCGUGGCCAUCGCCUGCUGCUGGAUCGUGUCCCUGCUGGUGGGACUCACCCCCAUGUUCGGCUGGAACAACCUGAACAAGAUGAGGAGGACUCAGGAGCCCAACGCCAGCCAGGAGUUCGUCAUCACGUGCCAGUUCGAGACAGUGAUCAGCAUGGAGUACAUGGUGUACUUCAACUUCUUCGUGUGGGUCCUGCCCCCCCUGCUGCUCAUGCUGCUCAUCUACCUGGAGGUCUUCAACCUCAUCCGCAAGCAGCUCAACAAGAAGGUCUCGUCCAGCUCCAACGACCCCCAGAAGUACUACGGGAAGGAGCUGAAAAUCGCCAAGUCCCUGGCGCUGGUCCUGUUCCUCUUCGCCCUCAGCUGGCUCCCCCUGCACGUCCUCAACUGCAUCACCCUGUUCUGCCCGUCCUGCGAGACCCCCCACAUCCUCACCUACAUCGCCAUCUUCCUCACCCACGGCAACUCGGCCAUGAACCCCAUCGUCUACGCCUUCCGCAUCAAGAAGUUCCGGACAGCCUUCCUGCAGAUCUGGAACCAGUACUUCUGCUGCAAAACCGCCAAGAACGCCACCGGCAGCACCACCACGGCCGAGCCGGCCAAUUAGGGCCGGGGGGAGGGCAGGGAGGGGGAUCUGUGC